AUGGCGAACCUCAUCGAGAAGAUCGGUCGCUUCUUCGCGGAGCAGGAGGCGCAGAUCCAGGAGUCGUUCACGCAAGUCGCUCAGGCCCCAGCUCGGGCAUCGUCACCAUUGUCCAGACCCCAGCCUCCUGUACACAAGGUUCCCCAACCGUACGCGCAUCCACCAGAAUUUGGGCAAGGAUCUCCGGCUUCAAGUGCUGCACAAAGGCCACCUCGUGGUCACUCGCUAGUUCGGCGACGUAUGCCAUUCAAGGCUGCUGCGGAGCCUACCCCAACGCCAACGCCGCAGUUUCCUCAAAGCUCGGAAGAAGGUAUCGAUCAGCUACUCGACGAACUUCAACGCCAGAGCAAAGCCCAUGACGUCUCGCCCUCGAUUCCGAGCAUGCCAACGCGACCAGCAAAGCUUUCGCUACCCCGAGACGACAUUUGGAACCACCAUUUGAGCGGCGACGUAGUUUCAUGGGCUUCGUCUCCCUCUUCGGUAUCCACAACCAGCACCAAGAUCUUGAGCACUAAAGAUGAGGACGCAGCUGAAAGAGCUCGCAAGCCACGGCCGCCACAGCAGAAGCAUCGCAAGCGUCUCCGCAAGAAAAAGAGUGGAGUGUCAAAGCGUCCAGGCAACCAGGAGGACGACCAACCCGAUCCCAAACAGCUAGCGAAAGAGAACGCUGAGAAGGUCGCAGCAGCGCUAGUUCUCGCUCAAGAGCGCGCCAAGCGUAUUCAACAGGAAAAGCUCCAGCUGGAUCGAGAACGGGAGCUGGAACGCCAGGAGGCAGCGCUGAGGCUGCAGGAGCAGAUGCUGAGGAUUGAAGCAGUCCGUGCAAGGUCGUUCAGACAACCUUCGACAUCGACGAUGACGACUGCGCGCUCGUCGCUAUCAAACGGUGAGCCCAGUCAUGACACGGAGUCGGUUUGGACCGCGGAUACGAACGAUAUGAUGGGGCAUCACAAACCACCGAGCGACUUCAUGGUGGAGCUCGAAGCUCGGCUUCGAGACAAAAUGUCGCUGGAGAUGCACGUGAAGCAGAGCAACAUCGAAAAGCACAGGCAGCGCGAACGCGUGCGUCUAAAGCUCGACAAGGUUCUCCAGCAAAAUAUCGCUCAACGCUCCAAAGUGGCUCGACUGUCAGCUAUGAAAGCUUCACUUGAGAUGGAACUCGCCGCUGUCCUGGACGACACGGCUCAAACACGUCAGCAACGCCGAGAGCUUGAGCUUGCUGACGAAAAAGAACGGCUUAGACGGCAACGAGAAGCGGAGAGGGAGCUGCAGAUCCGUCUGCGGGAGGAAGAGUGGAGUAAAAUGAUGGAGGAGGAGAAGGCGCGGUCUGAGGUUGCUGCUGAAGCACGAGAGAAAGCCAGCAAGCGGGUGGAAGAACACUCCGCCAAGCUCAGGAGAAUGAUGCAGUCGAGCCCCGCAGCAGGAUGUAACGUGGCGAUGGCUGAGGACCAAGUGAGUGAACCUACGCAGCCGUUCAAGAUGAACUUCUUCCUGCCACCGGAGCUCGCAGACUUCGAAGAGGAUGGAUGCAGUAAUACUUAG
Molecule: messenger RNA, 1539 nt
Organism: Phytophthora sojae
Lineage: Eukaryota; Oomycota; Peronosporomycetes; Peronosporales; Peronosporaceae
Exons: 3
Coding region: 1-1539 (512 amino acids)
Source: RefSeq, a predicted model, not a curated record